Molecule: messenger RNA, 1578 nt
Organism: Botrytis fragariae
Lineage: Eukaryota; Fungi; Ascomycota; Leotiomycetes; Helotiales; Sclerotiniaceae
Product: putative pth11-like integral membrane protein
Exons: 2
Coding region: 1-1578 (525 amino acids)
Source: RefSeq, a predicted model, not a curated record
AUGACCAUUUAUUCCAGUCCACCACCAGCUCGAAGCUUCUACGACGAUAAACCUACACUUCUUGUUUGUUGGUGGUGCACGUUAUUUUCGGCCGUCAUUAUAUUGUUCAGAGUUUGCGGACGAUACAUUAGAACGGAGAAACUUUUUAAAGAGGAUUGGUUAGCUUUUGCUUGUUUGAUCCCAUUGUUUUGUCGCAUGGGCCUUGUUCACGUUAUUUUGUUAUUGGGUACCAACAAUGCGGUGAUUGUGGAUUUUGAUGAAAGAUCGUUGCAGAGAAGAGCGAUUGGGAGUCGAUUGGUUUUGGUAUCCAGAGUUUUUUAUGCGGCGACACUCUGGAUGCUUAAACUUACCAUUAGUGAAUUCUUCAAAAGGCUCACAAUAAAUAUUUGGACAAGGUCACACGAAAGGACUUUAAUCUUCAUCCGAUGGUUCCUCCUUGUCACAUUUAUCGCAGUCAUAAUAGCAGAUAUCUCCGAAUGUCAACCCAUCAAUCAUUAUUGGCAAGUCACACCAGAUCCAGGAGCAAAAUGUCGUCAGGGAUAUGCACAACUCCUUACUAUGGGGACCGUCAAUGUAUUGACUGAUCUUCUCCUCGUUUUAUUUCCCGUUCCUAUCAUUAUUGGUUCCAAAAUGAGGAUUAAGAGGAAAAUUCAGUUGGUGUUAUUAUUUGCAGGUUCGCUGAUUCCGGCAGGAAUAACACUUUACAGAAUUCCACAGAUUAUCGAUAGACAUGGUCUUCAACAAUAUCGAUCCUUGCUAGCAUCAGUCGAGAUUCUCUUCGCAACAACUGUCGCCAAUGCGCUUAUCCUAGGAUCUUUCGUCCGAGACCGAGGAGUUAAGAAACACAAAUUUAAAUUUGGUUCCUUAACUGACACACUCGAUCGGACUACUUCUCGCCGUGGAACCGUAGCUCGACAAUGGGGCAGCGAUGAAGAUCUCGUCCGAGAUCUAGGCCUAGGGGUAGAUCCCGAAUUGAGAGGGGAAGUUCAUUCACCCCCUCGUCCCGCGCCAAUGGCUGUAGCUGGGAACAUUCCAGUAAGGAGUCAUCGAUUUGGAUCAAAUAGUUCGAAUGAUUGGCGGUUUCCAAGUGAUACGAGUGAUGAGAUUGAUUUCGUCAAACCAGCUCCUUCAAGACAUGUUUCUGAAGAUUUAACAUCAAUGAUGUCACCACGUCGCGUAUCAUUUUUCGACGUCGGAGGAUUACUCGAUCAAGAAUCUCCGAGAAGAAUUAGUUCAACAAGAACAAUGGAUUCGGAAUACACAGGCGAAUCCAGUACGGCAGGCGAAGGUCCAGUAUCCACAACUUGGUCUUACGAAAACGGUUUAAGUCCCGCUCCUCCACGACGCGGUUCCGCGGCCCUUUUGCAAGACAUAGGAGGUUUAUUGGGACCCCGAACGAGAAUUCAAAGAGCGAGUAUGGGAUAUGAGCUGGAAACAAUUUUGCAGGAGAGAAAUAAUGGGCCUACUAGUCAUCCGUCGCUUACUCAUGCACAUUCGGUGCCCCCACCUAUCGAUCAUUUAGGGAGACAGCAGACUAAUCUGAGUUUGCAAGAUGUUGGGGGGCUUUUAGAAAGGUAA